AUGGCCCCAUCAUUAGCACGAUUGGGUUCAGAGCCAUGGGGAGCAUAUGAUAUUCCCGGUUUCAGCGAUGUAUUGUAUGCGAAGGCGGACAAAGAGGAAGUGUUGGAACAACCGGGCGAGCACAUACCCGAGUUCCGGCUCGCCGACGUGCCACGCUGCAGCACGCUGUUACUGUACCUGGGUGGCUCACAAGGGGUUCGGGGCGCGGAAAUCUUCCCUCCGACCGAAUUCAGUGCCGUCGAUUCGCGUCCCUACCAUGUCGACCCCGAAGUUCCAAUGGGGUCAACACUGUCAGUUGUGAUGAAGAAGCAACGGCUGAUUAAGUCACCGGAAGACUUCGAAGACGGUGACAUCCGCAAGACUAUGCCGCACUUCUCUGCGGAGCACUUCCAGAACAACCUGAUGCUCGUGAACUCGUUUAAACCCGUUGCGGCAAGGUGCAGAGCAACUUCGAGCGCGCAGAUCGCACUCGCGUGGAUCCUUGCGGAAUAUCCCGACUAUACCAAUCUCGGGCGUCUGGAGAACGUGAAGAGCGCAGAAAUCAUGCUGAACGAUGACUCGGACGGUGAACGUUACCCGACGUGGUUCUUCGCCCUGAUGCAAGACGGCUGCAUUCCACCGAGAAACGGGUUGCACGUAACAUAUGACAAGUGA
This is a messenger RNA of Postia placenta MAD-698-R-SB12, 654 nucleotides long. RefSeq lists its product as hypothetical. The record is from RefSeq and is a predicted model, not a curated record. Bases 1 to 654 code for a protein of 217 amino acids. NCBI's taxonomy places the organism in Eukaryota, Fungi, Basidiomycota, Agaricomycetes, Polyporales, Adustoporiaceae. The transcript is spliced from 7 exons.